Molecule: messenger RNA, 978 nt
Organism: Phyllotreta striolata
Lineage: Eukaryota; Metazoa; Arthropoda; Insecta; Coleoptera; Chrysomelidae
Source: the annotation of a GenBank genome assembly
AUGAGUACACCCAAUUCCAAACGAAACGAUGUGUCGAAGUUGAAAAAAUCAUUUUGCAACCUGAACAAGGUUUACAUGUCUUUGGGGUGUUCCCUAAAUGAAUUGGAACACAGCACGUUUGGAUUAUCACUAUAUAAAAUAAUAAGUGUUUUAUCUUUUGCUAUAAUAUUAACCAGUGUGCUACUUGAACAAGGUUACAUUACGUUUCUAAUAAAUUAUAUUUUUGGUGUUCGAUGUAUUGUACCCAACAAUUACUUUAUCUGGGAAGCAACUCGACCCAUAUCCGAUUGCAACUUUUGUGUAAACGUUUCGAAACCUGUCGUACUGCCAAAUUCAACUAGAGAAUUAUUCUCACCAUACAGUUAUGGUUCUCAACCGAUUGUGAUAAAAGGGGCCUUUUUACAUUGGCCUGCCAUGCGUAUAUUUUCCUUAGAAUAUUUUCAAGACCUAUACAAUAGAACAGAUGGCUCAAUUAGAAGCGUAGACGAAGAAUGCCAAUUUUUACACUUCAAGUCUGAUUUUAUAUCUCUCAAAGAUGUUCUGUCGAUGAGCAAGGAGAGAUCUUUAAAUGAUCCUAAAGAGAAGUCUUGGUAUGUUGGAUGGGGUAAUUGCCAUCCUACUGUACUAGAAGAAAUGCGAAAUCACUACCCGAAGCCACACUUCCUACCGGAAGACAGCGAAAUUCCUUCGAAAGAGUACAUAUUCAUGGGAUACGAUGAUGGAGCCACAUUGCACCUGGAUUUUAUUAAUCGUCUAAUGUGGCAAGCUCAAUUGAAAGGAACGAAACAUUGGUAUCUCCACCCACCUCCGGAAUGCGAACAUGUAUGCAAAUCGUUGGAAUUCUCUGUUGAACCGGGAGAUGCAGGUGAGUGUAUAUUACUUCCUGAAUAUUCAAUUUUAAUUAUUCCAUUAUUCAAUUUUAAUUGGUUAAUUAGUGUUGGUAGAUACGAGAGUGUGGUAUCACGGGACAACCAUUGA